This is a messenger RNA of Racocetra fulgida, 786 nucleotides long. The record is from the annotation of a GenBank genome assembly. NCBI's taxonomy places the organism in Eukaryota, Fungi, Glomeromycota, Glomeromycetes, Diversisporales, Gigasporaceae.
AUGCCUGAAUUACCAGAAGUAGAAACUGUUCGCCAAAUAUUAAGAGCCGAGAUAAUUGGAAAAAAAUUUCGAAAAGUAGAAAUUUACAAACCAAAAGACGAAACAAAUAAACGAGUGAGCUUAAUUAAAAACAUCAAGGAAAAAUUACUUACCCCAGAGCAAAAGAAAUUAUUUGAAAAGCACAAUAAUGAAAGUGCAAAAGAAACAAUGAGAUUGACUUAUCGUGAUGCUCGCCGAUUUGGGGGCUUUCGUCUACAAAUUUUUGAGGACUAUAAAAAGACGGAGCCUUACAAAAAUAUUGGAAUCGAUUUGCUGGACGAAAAAGUGGACGCUGAAUUAUUAUUCAAGCAUUACCAAAAACGAAAAAUUCCCAUUAAAAAUGCUUUAUUAGAGCAAAAAAUAAUUAGUGGAAUUGGCAAUAUUUACGCUUCGGAAAUACUUUUUGACACUAAAAUCCACCCUUUAAAAAAAACUAACCAACUUACUGAAUUAGAAGUAAAAGAUAUAAUUUGUUCGGCCCAAACUAUUUUGAAAGAGGCUUUAAAAUCAGGAGGAACUUCGGAAUUUGAUUUUGUUAAUCCUUUAAGUAGAGAAGGCUCUUUUCAAAAUAAAUUAAAAGUCUAUAAUCGAAAAGGAAAACCUUGUCAUAACAAUUGUGGAAGUUUAAUUGAAAAAUUAGAAGUUGUCCAAGAAAAGGCCAACGAAAAAAAACUUAAAGAACGAAUUAAUUGGGGAUUGUUUGCUACCUCCUCUGGUUGUUUUCAUUAUUCAGACACUAGGAGCUAG